Molecule: messenger RNA, 1683 nt
Organism: Lutzomyia longipalpis
Lineage: Eukaryota; Metazoa; Arthropoda; Insecta; Diptera; Psychodidae
Gene: park
Product: E3 ubiquitin-protein ligase parkin
Exons: 4
Coding region: 137-1576 (479 amino acids)
Biological process (GO): autophagy of mitochondrion; protein polyubiquitination; regulation of cellular response to oxidative stress
Cellular component (GO): ubiquitin ligase complex; cytoplasm; mitochondrion
Molecular function (GO): ubiquitin conjugating enzyme binding; ubiquitin protein ligase activity; zinc ion binding
Source: RefSeq, a predicted model, not a curated record
UUGGAGAACCUAUUGUGACAUAACCUCAACUAAUCAGCUGCGCACAAGAAAAAAAAACAGAAAUUAAAAAUAAAUCGCGUUUUUCUGAUGAUUUUGCGGAGUUUAUUGCUUAAUUUAGCGUGAAUUGAAAGGUGGAAUGAAUAUUUUUGAAUUAUUAAGAAGUUUAUUUGCAAGAAUGCUGCAAAUUCUGCUGAAUAAGAAAGAAAUCACAAAUGCCCUCAGUGUGUACGUGAAAUGCAACACAGGAAGCACACUUUCCCUGCAGCUGGAUCCCAGUUGGGACAUUAAGAAUGUGAAGGAGAUUAUUGCCCCUCAAUUGGGCUUUUCCUCUGCUGACGAAGUGAAGAUUAUCUUUGCUGGGAAGGAGCUGGGCGACGCAAUCACCUUGAACGAAUGUGAUUUGGGUCAGAGGACAAUUCUUCAUGCCGUCAAGACACGCAGGCAGCCGCUGAAACGGCCUGAAAGUACUCCCCUGACUGAGGAGGAUGGGGAAUCUGAGGAGGCCUAUCGUCCUCUGUCGGAGUCGUUGCUUGAAGGGGAGACGGAGGUGCAGGAUACUCCGGAAGAUGGUGAACCACGUAAGGCACCACAGAAAGCCCAAUUCUUUGUGUACUGUUCCCAAUGCUCAAAGUUGUGCACCGGGAAGCUUCGUGUUCGCUGUGCCACAUGCCGUGGAGGUGCCUUCACUGUACACCGUGACCCGGAAUGCUGGGACGAUGUACUGCGACCCCACAAAGUCCGUGGGCACUGUGAAUCCCAGGCAAUUCCCUGUGUAGCAUCCGUGGCUGAGGGAGACCCGCCUUUUGCGGAAUUCUACUUUAGAUGCGCUGAGCAUCCUGCUCAAGGAGAGGAUGACUACGCUGUGGCCCUUAAUCUUGUUAAAGUCAAUUCACGCGAAGUUCCGUGCUUAGCGUGCACGGAAACUUCCUCCCCUGUGCUUGUUUUUCCCUGUGAAGCUGGACACGUAGCAUGCCUCGAUUGCUUCCGAGACUUUUGUCAAUCCCGCCUGGGUGAGAGGCAAUUUAUCUCAACAGAGCACCUGGGUUACACGCUGUCGUGUCCCGUGGGCUGUGCUGAGUCCUUCAUCGAAGAAUCCCAUCACUUCCGUUUGCUACCUAAACCCCUGUAUGAGCGCUAUCAGCGCUUCGCAACGGAGGAAUUUGUUCUGCAACAGGGUGGUGUACUCUGUCCACAGCCUGGCUGUGGGAUGGGGCUCCUCGUGGAGGAGGAUUGUCGACGUGUGCAAUGCCAAAAUGGCUGUGGCUACGUCUUCUGCCGACAAUGCCUUCAGGGCUAUCAUUUGGGUGAAUGUAUUGCCGAUUCUGCAGCCAGACUCUCAGAAGUUCAGCAAUUCUCCGUGGAUCCCAAUAGAGCCGCUGAGGCGAAAUGGGAUGAAGCAACGAGGACCACAAUAAAAAUCUCUACAAAACCAUGCCCAAAGUGCCGAACAGCUACAGAACGAGAUGGUGGCUGCAUGCAUAUGGUCUGCACGAGGGCUGGAUGUGGAUUUGAGUGGUGCUGGGUGUGUCAAGUCGCAUGGAGUACUGAAUGCAUGGGGGCUCACUGGUUUGGCUGAGCAGCAAUCCGUGCAAUGAAACUUUUGAUGACUUAUUGUGUGAUAAAGAUUUUGUUAAUAAGUUUAGCAAUUCACUUUUAACCAAAUAUAGACUAGUUGAAAUUCAA